AUGGGCACCGCCCCCAGCAUCACCAAACUGUCCCUGGGGGCCCCCGCACAUCCAGCGCACCGUCUCGCCGAGCCCGACGUGAGGGCGCGGUCGCCUUCCCGGUCGGAGGCCGUGGACCGAACGCGUAGGGGAAAACCGACCCUAGCGCGUGACGGGACCGACGAGGGCGGCGUGCGGACACGGGACGUCCACCUCGGCCGUCGGGGACCGGGGACCCGGGAGAGCCGCGGGACUCUGGCACGGCGACGCCCGGGCCGGGACACGCCUUUUGACCAGAGCGGACCGGGGACCCGGGAGAGCCGCGGGACUCUGGCACGGCGACGCCCGGGCCGGGACACGCCUUUUGACCAAAGCGGACGGGGGACCCGGGAGAGUCGCGGGACUCCGGCACGGCGACGCCCGGGCCGGGACGCGCCUUUCGACCGGACCGAGGCCGUUUCUCGGAGCCCUCUCGAGCCACGGCCGCGGGGCUCGGGAGCGUCGCUCGGGACGCGCCCCCCUACGCACCCUCCGAUUCCCGAGUCCCCUCAACCUCCGCUCCCCUCUCGGGACCCCCGCACGUGCUUUUCGGGCCUGUGCCUACGCGCGUACGCCUGGGAGGCCGUGUCUCGGAGCCCUCUCGAGCCACGGCCGCGGGGCUCGGGAGCGUCGCUCGGGACGCGCCCCCCUACGCACCCUCCGAUUCCCGAGUCCCCUCGACCUCCGCUCCCCUCUCGGGACCCCCGCACGUGGUUUUCGGGCCUGUGCCUACGCGCGUACGCCCGGGAGGCCGUGUCUCGGAGCCCUCUCGGGCCACGGCCGCGGGGCUCGGGAGCGUCGCUCGGGACGCGCCCCCCUACGCACCCUCCGAUUCCCGAGUCCCCUCGACCCUCCGCUCCCCUCUCGGGACCCCCGUACGUGCUUUUCGGGCCUACGCGCGUCCGCCCGGGAGGCCGUGUCUCGGAGCCCUCUCGGGCCACGGCCGCGGGGCUCGGGGGCGUCGCUCGGGACGCGCCCCCCUACGCCCCCUCGGAUUCCCGAGUCCCCUCGACCUCCGCUCCCCUCUCGGGACCCCCGUACGUUCUUUUCGGGCGUGUCUCGGAGGCCUCUCGAGCCACGGUCGCGGGGCUCCGGGGUGUCGCUCGGGACGCGCCCCCCUACGCCCCCUCCGAUUCCCGAGUGCCGGCGACCUCCCCUUCCGCCGGGACCGACCCUAGGCGUCGCGCGUCCGGGGCCCGUAUCUCGGCGGCCCCUCGAGCCACGGCCGCGGGGCUCGGGAUCGUCGCUCGGGACGCGCCCCCCUACGCCCCCUCCGAUUCCGGCGGGCCUACGACCUCCCCUUCCGCCGGGCCCGACCCUAGACGCCGCGCGUCUGGGGCCCGUAUCUCGGCGGCCCCUCGGCCCCCGGCCGCGGGACUCGGAGGCUCCGCCCGUGCCCGUGCCCCGCACGUACCGUCCGAUUUCGUGUCCCAGAGAGAGCCUUCGGGCCGGACCUCUCGUAUCGGGCCGGGACUCGGCGUGGGCGCCCCCCCGGGCCUGAAGCGCGCCCUGUCCGGAGCCCCGCCCCCUGAGUGGGCGGGAACCGGAACGGGGGGCACCGUGUCCACACGGAUGAUCUGUGAGGAGGUUCACCAGAUCACAAGUUCCUUUCCAUGCCGUGUCCUAGACGGCUGCUCUGUCGCCGGGCCCGAGGGUGACCUAGGACGUGUCGAGCAGUUCGGCCGGGUGGUUAGUGAACAAUAUAACCAAAGCGUCAUCGAAGAGGGGCCCUCCCUUCCUUCCUGGGGCCCGGGACCCGACGAGGGAACGUUCACCGGAUGCCGGGGGGAGGUCCUAGAGACACGGGACCGACGCGGGCGUCCUCACACGCCCGCGCCCUGGCCGCACGCCGAUUACGGGGCCGAUCGGACCGCGUCCCGGGCGGAGAUCGCCGGGGGCCCCCGGGGCCCCUCGGGGCGGAGCGCCCCGGCACGACGGGCGCCCCCUCCGGGUCCCGGGACGAUCGGACGGGGUCCGCCCGAGACUCGGGCCGGGGCCCCCGGGGACCCCGCGGGGGGCCCCCCCUGCCCCACGGGCGCGCCCCGUGCGCUCCGGGGCCCGUCGUGGGAAGGGAUCGCUAAAGUGUGA
This is a messenger RNA of Trichomycterus rosablanca, 2106 nucleotides long. RefSeq names its product collagen alpha-1(I) chain-like. The record is from RefSeq and is a predicted model, not a curated record. The transcript has 10 exons. Lineage: Eukaryota; Metazoa; Chordata; Actinopteri; Siluriformes; Trichomycteridae. Bases 1 to 2106 code for a protein of 701 amino acids.